This is a messenger RNA of Acanthamoeba castellanii str. Neff, 630 nucleotides long. Its product is annotated as Yip1 domain containing protein. The record is from RefSeq and is a predicted model, not a curated record. Lineage: Eukaryota; Discosea; Longamoebia; Acanthamoebidae. Gene Ontology annotation, biological process: endoplasmic reticulum to Golgi vesicle-mediated transport. The transcript has 2 exons. Gene Ontology annotation, cellular component: membrane; trans-Golgi network. Bases 1 to 630 code for a protein of 209 amino acids.
AUGGAUUUCUUCGGAAGGAUCGUAUCGAACCAGCCCGAGGAUGCUGAGGCGGGAGGAUUUCACGAACCCGACACGAUAAGCACGCUCGACGAGCCAGUAUGGCAGACGAUUCUCAGGGAUCUUGCAGACAUUGGAUUGAAGACGCUGCAUGUGGUGUUCCCCUUCUGGGGCUCCUUCAAGCGAGUGAAUCGAUUGAAGGACUGGGAUCUCUGGGGACCACUCCUCCUCUCCUUCAUCCUAGCGAGCGUGCUCACCCUCGCUGCGGGCAAGCAAAGCACCCUCAUCUUCACCACGGUCUUCGUCAUCGUGUGGCUGGGUUCGUGCGUCAUCACCGUCAACGCGAUUCUCCUGGGCGGCAAGAUCUCCUUCUUCCAGACUGUCUGUGCUCUCGGCUACUCGCUCGGGCCGCUCGACAUUGCCGCCCUCAUCUGCAUCUGGUGGCCCAACCUCAUCUUCCGACUGAUCGUCGUGUCCAUCUGUUGGGGCUGGUCCGUGUUUGCGUCAUGGGGCUUCGUGCUGGCGAUGAUGCCGACCGACAAGACCGGCCGCGGACCUCUCGUGCUGUACCCCAUCUUCCUCUUCUACCUCGUCAUCGCCUGGAUGAUCGUCGUAGUGCACGAUGUCGACUAG